AGAGAUGGAUAUUGAGAGAGGAGGUGAAAAGGGAGGGGAAACAGAGCAAGCUAUCCCAAGAAUAGCAGUUAGGCAGAUGUGUCCCCAUCCAUAGACCUGAUAUUCAAGAAGCACUCGGACGGCAUCACAAUGUAGUGCUUUGGUGAGAAGCUGCGGAAUGAGGAAAGGAUGCAAUGACCGCAGCCCUGGAAGAUCAACCUCAGCAGAUGUGAGAGAAGAGCGGAGGCAUGCUGUAAAGCCGAAGCGUUUAUUUCUGGAUCUGUUACUGUAAAAUCCGCAUCUCAGGAAAUAUGUAUGCCUUUUAUUCUCUCCUGGUAUACAUCUUCUACACUGUCUUCAAAAAGGAUGAGGAGGCAGAACUGGAGGGGGCCUGCGGAGCAUCUGCUGAGGAGCCUGGCCAUGUUUCCAUGGAAACAGCGAGCAGGGGGAAGGGUAGCCACACCCCCAGGUUGGGAAAAAGAGGAUGUGCAAGACUGAGUGAUUCAAGUACCAGCAGCGAAAGUGAUGGAAUGUCUCUAAGCGAUGAAGAUUUUGAUGAAAAUCAUGGCAUACCUGCCAAAACACCAUUAACAGCUUUCCUGUCUUUCAAGCAUGAGACGGAAAAGAGAAGAACAUCUACUGCUCAAACAGAACCUAGUGAAAAGGUGACCGAGUCUCCUCUGCUGUCGGUGAUGUCACACCUGCUGAGUUUCCUGGAGCAAUAUUCUCACCUCCAACAGCUCCAGCAGCAGGCCGAACAGUACCGUCUGCAGCUGCGCAGACAUCGCGCCCAGCACCGCAGAAAGAUGAAGGCUCUGCGUGGCACCUACCGCCAGCGGCUCAGAGACAAGAACAGUGUCAUUAACAGCCUGGAGGAAGUGAUCGCCCAGCAACAGACCAGUCCAUCACCUGAAAAUGAAGGUGAAUGUGUGAUCCCUUCCGGGUCACAGGAAGGUCUGCAUAAGUUGGUUCAGUCUCUGUGCGGUCUUCAGGGAGAGAAGAGUCAGCUCAGAGGAGAACUGCGAUCGCUUCAUUCCCAGCUUGAGCAGAGAGAACGAGAUCGCCACACUAAAGUACAGGCCUUCCAACAGCAGAUUGAUGAGCUGAAGAGCUGCAUUGAGGAAAGAGAGGAGGAGCUAUCCAAACUCAGAGUGACGUCGGGAGUAACAGACUCAGAAAAGCGAGUGCUGUGCUUAUCAGCAGAGAAUGAGACUUUGAAACACAGUCUUACGGUGACACAGGGUCUCCUACAGCAGCUGUCAAUCAUCCCAUCCCAGUCCAGUACUGUGCUCAUGAAGGAAAAUGAGAACCUGCGCAGUCGUGUCCUGCAGCUGGAGAGCUGUCUGCAGCAGCGGGCGGAGCAGCUGUCUCGUGUAGAGCAUCAGAGGGAACAGAGCGAGUGGACGAGAGCCGAGGAGCUGAAGAGACGAGAGGACAGCGUCAGACAGCUACGGCUCGAGCUUGACAAAGAACGCAACAAAGCCCCUGUGGUAAAAUAUGUGACUCAAACUGUGGAGGUGGAAUCACCUUCAACUCUACGACAACUAGCUGAAGCCAAACACCAGAAUGAACAGCUGUCUGAGAAGUUGAGCGAUCAUAGAGAAAGAUGCCGACAGCUGGAGGACAACAUCAGACGCUCAGAUGAAGUCAGCUGCAAUUUGCAACACAAGAUCGCAGCGUAUGAGAGAGAGAUUGGUACCCUCAGGCAGGAGCUGCUGAAGGAGAUUGUGCAUCUGGAAGAAAAGAAAGAGGCGGCUGUGAAAGCUGCAGCUAACUGCUCCGAGGAACAUCUCCAGAGUCUACAGGACCAGUUUACAACCCUACAGAAGCGUUUAAGUGCUCUCCCUCCUACCUUGCGCUCCAUGAAGACCGACUAUGCCAGUCUGCGCAGUCAGGUCCGCAACUUUUCCGACUUCUAUGGGUCAGCUAUCAAAGAAGCCAAGAAACAGAUCACGGCAGCUAUAAGUGAGAUGUCAGAGGCCAAUAAAGACCUUCUGGAAAAGUACAGGAAAGAGGUAGCGCUCCGCAGGAAGUACCACGAGCAGCUGGUUGAACUUAAAGGUAAUAUCCGUGUCCUGUGCCGUGUAAAGCCGGUGCUGAAGGAAGAUCAACACGAGGAAGGCCAAGCAGUAGUUGUGACCACAGACCCCCAUAAUGAAUCUGCACUCAUUGUUUCAAGCAAAGGCAAACCCAAAAUCUUUGAGCUGGAUAAAGUGUUUCACCCUCAGGCCACUCAAGAAGAGGUGUUCCAGGAAAUCGAUCCGCUCAUCACAUCCUGUAUAGAUGGAUAUCACGUCUGCAUCUUCGCUUACGGCCAGACAGGAUCGGGCAAGACCUACACUAUGGAGGGUACUGUCGAGAACCCUGGAAUUAACCAGCGCGCCCUGAAACAUCUGUUCAAUGAGAUCGAGGAAAGAAAAGACAUGUGGACAUACAAUGUCAGUGUCAGUUCGGUGGAAAUUUACAACGAGGUCCUGAGAGAUCUGCUCAGUAAAGAUGGAGAGAAGCUUGACAUCAAGAUCAACCCAGAUGGGACAGGUCAGCUACAUGUGCCAGGCCUCAGGGUCAUGGAGGUCAAAAGCUUCCAACAUAUCAAGAAAAUUUUAGCCAUAGCUCGAAAGAACAGGAUUACAUUCGGGACGCAGAUGAACCAGCAUAGCUCUCGUUCACAUGCCUUGCUCACUGUUACUGUGCUGGGGACGGACCUCGCCAGCGGAGCCAAAACCACCGGAAAGCUGAAUCUUGUGGAUCUGGCUGGUUCAGAAAGAGUGUGGAAGUCCGGGGCAGAGGGUGAGAGAUUGAAGGAAGCCCAGAAUAUUAACCGCUCACUGUUAGCUUUAGGAGAUGUGAUCCAGGCUCUAAAGGCCCACCAGACUCACAUACCCUUCAGGAACUCCCGACUCACCUACCUACUGCAGGACUCACUGGGAAAAGGCAACAAAACCGCCAUGGUUGUGCAGGUUUCUUCUCUGGAGAGUAACGUGGGAGAGACCCUGUGCUCGCUGAAGUUUGCCCAGCGGGUCUGCAAGGUGGAACUUGGUCCUGCUGCACGAAAAAUUGAGACAGGAGGACAUAACGAAACCAAAAGUUAAUGCUUGACAUCAAACCCCCACCUUCCUUCCAGUAACCACAGGACACGAAAUCCAGCAACUCAAUCCUAUUCAAGGGCUACAAAUCUGGAAGCUUCAGCGAUGCCACAUUACAGCGAUGAGAACAAAUAUGCGAUCAACUUUCUGUUACACGGCAAUGGGUUGUCUCCACCAGCUGACGUGCAUGUUAAAAUCUCACCUGGCAUCAGGCGUAUCCAGACAAGCUCUUCCUCACUGUAUGUUUAUACUGUAGCAAACACAGAACAUCUCCAGGUAAGAUUUGUGUGGAAAUGUUAGUGAACUUCGCUAAAACACACCACUAUCAUUUUUGAUAACGUGUAAUGCUUGUCUACUCUUAUUUAGUCAAAAAGUAUGCUGAAAUUAUCGGUAGAAUAUAAAUACACUCUAGGAACUACUGGCCAAAUGCGUUUUAUAUGUUCGUGCGUGGUCAUUGUGGACUACCAUAUCUAAUGUUUGUAACAAUAACAUGGAGAUUUAUUUAUACAAUACCAACAUUUGCAAGCUUUAAAGGAAUGUUUUUGAUGACGAGGUACAGGUGGAGAUUGACUGUACGUGAUUAUGGAGGAACAUUUGGAUGAAAACAUCUGCAAAGUUGAUGACGAAUGUAAUGUUCCGUACAACAUUAUGUGCAAUAGCACCUCUUAGUGGAAAGUAUUUUGGCCUUGGUAGGACACCUUUAUACUAUAUUGAAAUCAUGUAUAUUUUUAUUCUUGAUUAUAAAUAUGCCUCCAAAAGAUACGAAGACAAUAUUAUAAUAUCAAUAUAUUUCAAUGAUUAUCUUUAAGGUAUUAACUAUGUUUAGGGUAAGCUUACAUUCGAUGUGAAAUGUCUUUUUGUUCUUUGGUCUCUUUGUUGUAGUUAUGUGCUUGUCGGAGGUAAUGUAAUGCACUUUAUUCUCAAAGACAUACUUUCAAUACAAAACUAGCUGCUUUGUCCACACAACUUGUCUUUUAAACAAAAAGAUGUUUGUUUCGGAAAUUACAUUAUGCAUUUUUUACACGCUUUUACCCAGAACUCCUUACAGUACAUUCAGUCUACAAAUUUAUAUCAGUGCGUGUAUUUCUUGGGGUCUAAACCUAUUACCUUUGUUAAGCUAAUGCAAUGUUGUCCCAGUUGAGCUAGAUACACUAUUAGUUGCGUUUUCACUUUUGUCUAUACGCAUAUUCAACAUUGCCUUGAAAACCAAGUUCACCCCAAAAUGAAAACUCCUGUUUGGGGCUACAAGUACUUUUUUCGAUUUGUAGUGAACUUUAGAUCCAAACUGGUGUAUUGUAAUUUACAAGUAGUAUCUUUCAACUGAUGUUCUACAACUCUAGCUGAUUAAAGGUAAACCACCUUAUACUCUUGAAAUAAUGUUCUGUUUUCAUUGUGUACGACAAUAAAAAGUCUCACAUAAUUUAUACAA
Triplophysa dalaica is the source of this 4494-nucleotide messenger RNA. Its product is annotated as kinesin-like protein KIFC3. Gene Ontology annotation, molecular function: microtubule binding; microtubule motor activity; ATP binding. The transcript is spliced from 20 exons. Bases 291 to 3071 code for a protein of 926 amino acids. Lineage: Eukaryota; Metazoa; Chordata; Actinopteri; Cypriniformes; Nemacheilidae. Gene Ontology annotation, biological process: microtubule-based movement. The record is from RefSeq and is a predicted model, not a curated record.